This is a messenger RNA of Dendrobium catenatum, 1362 nucleotides long. RefSeq names its product PRA1 family protein A1. The record is from RefSeq and is a predicted model, not a curated record. Bases 221 to 850 code for a protein of 209 amino acids. Lineage: Eukaryota; Viridiplantae; Streptophyta; Magnoliopsida; Asparagales; Orchidaceae. The transcript is spliced from 8 exons. Gene Ontology annotation, cellular component: membrane.
UUGAGACGAAAAAUGCCUGUAAUCGGCAAAAUGUAAACACCUUUCCCUGCCUCGAGGCCAAGUCGAUUACGGAACUCUAUCUCGAUACCUUCCCGGUUGUCGGAGUCGUCCCUCAUCUCCCUCUUAUUAGGGUUUUUAAAGAUCAUAUUUAAUUAACCUCCGGCGAUCGAAACUUUCAUUCAGAGUGAGAACUACUCGCUGAUUGCGGAUCACGUAGUCGAUGGAUUGGGGGAACGUGACGACGGAGGAUCUAAUCGACGCCCUUCGAGAGGUCGAGUGGUCUUCACCCCCUCGUCCGGUCUCUGAAUUCUUUUCCCGAUUCACCUUCCCGAGGUCUUACUCCAAAUGGAACAGCCGAUUGAAGUGCAACCUUUACUACUACAGGACGAACUACUUUGUAAUGAUCAUCUUCAUUCUUGGAAUGGGAUUUCUGCGGAAGCCACUUUCCAUUAUUGCUUCACUAUUGAUGGCCUUGAGCAUCGUUUUUUUGAAUGACAGUUUUGCAGUUUCAUUCAAUGAAAAGGUAACGAGGACUGUUAGGAAAUUCUCCCCCCAUUUGGCUGCAAAAAUGCGGCCGCCAAUAAUGCCUGUUCUUCGGGGGCGGCCAUCAUCAAAAAGGGCAAUUCAUAUAUGUGGCUGGCCUCGCUGGGUGUUUGUCAUGAUAUUUUCAGGAGCUAGUUGCAUCCUAUGGUUUACUUCUUCUAGCCUUCUCACAGUAUUGUGGGCACUGGCAAUUGGUCUUUUAGCGACAUUACUUCAUGCCAGUUUUAAAACUCCCAAUCUGAAAGCACGUCUUAAUACAUUCCGCGAGGAAUUUCGUGCAGUAUGGAGAAAUUAUAGUGAUCUGUAGCCUUUGAGCUCAUAAUUUCUGUCUGGAAAGUGGCAUGCUAUUCGAAUGGCCGACUGAUUGCUUAAAUGCGCAAAGCCUGUAUCAGGUGGCCAGUUUCAGCUUCUGCAGACUUAAUGUGGCUGAUACUUCAGAGGAAAAAUAUGCUGACCAAAUUGAGUCAGAAUGGGUUUUAUAGUCAUUUGUAUGUGUUGAAAUAAGUGCAAUAUAAAAUUUAAUUAUUUUGCACUCAUCUCAAAACGAAUCUAAUGGUUAUAAACUUCAUCCAUAUCUAAUUUGGUAAGAAUAUUUUUACCUAAAUUUUCUCAUAGUGUAGAUGUUUUAUUAGUCCAGUUUAGUGCAUCUGUAUUCAGGUACUGAGUUGAGGCCCUUGUGAAUGUAACAUGCAAAUUGUGUCUCCAUAUGAUUUUGUUUCAUUAAGUAAUUACCAUACAAUAUUUACAUUAUAUUCACAAGAAAUAGGUGGUGUUGAUGUAAGAAAAUACAAGUCAUGAUGAUGAUGAUGAUGAUAAAAA